Penicillium antarcticum is the source of this 1281-nucleotide messenger RNA. RefSeq lists its product as uncharacterized. NCBI's taxonomy places the organism in Eukaryota, Fungi, Ascomycota, Eurotiomycetes, Eurotiales, Aspergillaceae. Bases 1 to 1281 code for a protein of 426 amino acids. The record is from RefSeq and is a predicted model, not a curated record. The transcript has a single exon.
AUGGAAGCGCUUCAAAUAGAUGAAAGCUCAGCAUCCGAUGUUGAUCAUUUGAAAAACAGGGACAUCCAAGCCCCAAGUCAUGCACCCUCACCACAGCAUGUGCUUGCAAGCACCGCAUCAGCGGUGGUAGUAACAGUCAAAUACCGCCUCGGAGCAGCAAAGCAGCAGAAGUCUCUUGAUUCAUCAACUCGAAGUCCACAAGGGCAAAAUGAAAGCCCAGACCAAGCCCUGGGCCCAACAAGCCCCCAACCAGAAACAUACAAAUACCCAACUCCAGUGCAUGACACCCUAACCGGCUUCGACUGGAUCAAAACCAACCUGAACCCCUCAAAAUUAGGAAUAUGCGGCACGCACAUCGGCGGAUCCCUAGCCCUAAUGUUAUCCUUAACAGAAGCCCAAUCAAUUAACGCAGUAGCAGCAACAAACCCAAUCUGCGACUGGCCAAGUCUGGACGAAUACUGCACAACAGAAAACACCAACACAGACACAGACCUGGACCCAGGAAGCAACGGUAAACUAGUAUCCCAAAAACCAAAACGACACUCCAGAAAGAAAACCGCACCUACAGAUCUCGUCCCCCUCCUCGAAGCCCGCUCGAAAUUCUUUACAACCCCAGAAAAAGCCUUCGACUCCUUCGCCUCACCAAUCCUCUUCCUCCGCUCCGCAGGCCGCGACGUACCACGUACAUUCCCGCGGUAUCUGACCGGACCGGAGUAUCCGGUCCCCGUGCUGCAGAAUACGCGGACUAUGACAGCUGCUGAGGCAUAUGAUGCUGCCGAGGGGUCACUUUGGGAUCGGGACGUUUAUCCUGAUGGGGAUGGGGAUGAGGUUAAUGAUUUGGUUGGGACGGUUACGCGGCGACGGAAGGCUCUUUCGCGGUGGCCGCCUUAUGGGCUUGAUUAUGGGGUUGAGGGGAAGAGGUGGUCUGGGCCCCAUGACGGGAUUGGGAGGUUGGAGGUUACUCUGCCUUUUGUUAGGGUUUUUACUGGGGAGGGAGUGGAUUUUGGAGGCGAGGGUGGUGUGUCUGAGGGUGUGUCGGAGAGUUCAGUAGUUCGACGUGGUGGGAAGGGGAAGGAGGGAAGUUUUGGGAAUACGGUUCGUGCUAGGCAGGCUGAAGAGAUGGUUUCUGUUAUGCGGAGGGCUUGUUUUUGGGGCAGGGAGAAGGGGUUUGGGGAGCGGAGGGUUGUUUUGUCUCGGGCUUUGAGUGGGGUUGAUCAGUCGCGGGAGGUUGGGGAGUGGUUUAGGGAUGUGUUUGACGGGACUAUGGAUGAGGUUGAUUAG